UUGAGAUGGGCCGGGGUUGGGCGGAGUUUGCAAUUAGUGAGACCCCUCGUUUUCAUCGACCAUAGUCAAUUCCCACCUCCUUCAUAUCCUUCUCCACUGCAUUGCGCUUUCUUUGUUCUCUCCUCACACUCUUUCUCUCUUCAGCUCUCCCUUGGUUCCCAAACAAUCGCUCUCGGUUGCAUUCCGCGAGCUAUCAUGGACGCCACAAUGCCUUUGUGCAAAUCUGUUACUUCAACUCCUGGCUUGUUUAUGUGGAGAACCCAAGGAAUUAGGAGUUCCCAAUGUAGUUUUAUGGUAGGGAAUAAAGUGAACUUCCCUAGCCAAACAGCUCAGGGGGUCAGGGUUAGCGUUAAGUCUAAGAAGGCAGGGGGAGCUCUCCAUGCUACCUGCCGGGUGGAAAAGAUUCUUGUGGCAAAUAGAGGAGAAAUAGCCGUUCGAAUUAUUAGAACUGCUCAUGAGAUGGGAAUUCCUUGUGUGGCUGUUUACUCAACCAUAGACAAGGAGGCACUUCAUGUGCAAUUGGCUGAUGAAUCAGUUUGCAUCGGUGAAGCACCAAGCAAUCAGUCGUAUCUAGUUAUUCCAAAUGUUCUAUCUGCUGCCAUCAGUCGUGGAUGUACAAUGUUGCAUCCUGGUUAUGGUUUCCUUGCCGAGAAUGCAUUGUUUGUUGAGAUGUGCAGAGAACAUGGAAUCAACUUCAUUGGACCAAAUCCUGAUAGUAUCCGUGUUAUGGGUGACAAAUCAACAGCAAGAGAGACAAUGAAGAAAGCAGGUGUUCCAACUGUACCAGGAAGUGAUGGAUUGCUUCAGAACACGGAGGAAGCAAUUAGGCUAGCCCAUGAGAUUGGUUUUCCUGUGAUGAUCAAGGCAACAGCAGGUGGUGGAGGCCGUGGCAUGCGUCUUGCUAAAGAACCUGAUGAGUUUGUUAAGUUGUUACAGCAAGCUAAGAGUGAGGCUGCAGCUGCUUUUGGAAAUGAUGGAGUAUAUUUGGAAAAGUACAUCCAAAAUCCAAGGCAUAUUGAAUUUCAGGUUCUUGCAGAUAAAUAUGGUAACGUUGUUCACUUUGGAGAACGUGAUUGCAGUAUCCAGAGGCGGAAUCAAAAGCUUCUGGAAGAAGCGCCCUCUCCUGCAUUGACCCCAGAGUUGAGGAAAGCCAUGGGUGAUGCAGCAGUUGCUGCUGCGGCAUCUAUUGGCUAUAUUGGUGUGGGAACGGUUGAGUUUCUUUUGGAUGAAAGAGGUUCCUUCUAUUUCAUGGAAAUGAACACUCGGAUUCAGGUUGAGCAUCCAGUAACAGAAAUGAUCUCUUCUGUUGACUUGAUUGAGGAACAAAUUCGCGUAGCUAUGGGUGAAAAACUCCAAUACAAACAGGAAGAAAUUGUGCUCAGAGGACAUUCAAUUGAGUGCCGUAUCAAUGCUGAAGAUGCUUUCAAAGGAUUCCGACCUGGCCCAGGAAGAAUAACAGCAUACCUGCCAUCUGGAGGGCCAUUUGUUAGAAUGGAUAGCCAUGUUUAUCCUGAUUAUGUGGUUCCUCCGAGCUAUGACUCCCUUCUUGGGAAGCUUAUUGUAUGGGCACCAACAAGAGAAAAAGCAAUUGAACGCAUGAAGAGGGCUCUUGAUGACACCAUUAUUACAGGGGUUCCAACUACCAUAGAAUACCACAAACUUAUCCUCGACAUAGAGGAUUUCAAAAAUGGGAAGGUUGAUACAGCUUUUAUUCCAAAACAUGAGCAAGAGCUACAAGAGCCCCAGAAGAUGGUGCGGGCAUUUCCUGUGUAAGAACUUACAAAUUCGGAUGCAUAGAUAGCUCUGAGAUUGUACUACAUAACUCAGGUCCCCUAUAAGGACAUCCCUGAUUGUGGAAACUGGCAACCGGCACAAAAUUUAGUUAGCUCCAUUAAAUGCUUCUUCUUGUUCCUUGUAAUUUAUUUUGUCAUCAUUUGAAAAAGAAUAAAGUACUUUUGUUAAACUCAGUUUUUAAGUUUUAACAAUUUUGAUAUGGUAUGGGUGUGGAUUCCUCCUCUUGGGAUGGAUUUGUUUUAUUAUAACUUAUAAGUAAUACCUCUUUCGAGUC
This is a messenger RNA of Humulus lupulus (European hop), 2068 nucleotides long. RefSeq names its product biotin carboxylase 2, chloroplastic. Lineage: Eukaryota; Viridiplantae; Streptophyta; Magnoliopsida; Rosales; Cannabaceae. The record is from RefSeq and is a predicted model, not a curated record. Bases 196 to 1773 code for a protein of 525 amino acids. Gene Ontology annotation, molecular function: ATP binding; ligase activity; metal ion binding. The transcript is spliced from 17 exons.